CUCCCACUACUUUUGCUGGCUAGCAUCAUGCGAUAUGCCACGUGGAUCAGAAACAAAAGAAGCAAGAAUCAAUGAAGGAUGAAGAGCUGGAGACAGCUAGGAUAUUGAUUGCAGGCUUAAAGAGUCUACCCUGUGUGUUGUCAGAUGAGGCUGUGUGGUGAGUAGCUCUAUCACAAGUCAGUGGAGGACCAGGAGAGGAGCAUCCUAGAGAGGAAGAGGAAGAUUCAGCACGCCAUUACAGUGUGUGAUAAGGCAUGCCUGACAGAGUGUGGUGGUCCGGGGGCUGACAGCUGUAAGGAAUGUGCCCUGUGAUAUGAGGAGGUGGAGGGAUCUUGUACAGAUAUUGAUGAGUGUAGAGAAGAUGACUCCAUCUGGGGUACCUACUGUCUCAACACCCCGGGGAAACAUCGCUGUCAGGGUGUUAUAUUAUAAUAAUAUAAUACACGCUAAGAAUACGCGCAAAGGACAUAAUUAUACAGCAGUGCUUAUGGGAGGGACAAUUGAUGUUUACAAUCAAUGCACAGAACUGAAGAAGAAGCUGGCUCUCUGCAAGUCACUCAGAUUUGCAAGUACUUGGACAUUACAGCUUGAGGGUCACCACGUACAUGUACGUAGUAACCAUCUGAAUGGGGCCAGCAAUCAUCAUGGCCAGCAUAUGCUCACCAUGACAACAAUACGGAAAACGAUCCUCUGCUUACGGGAGGUAACUUGUACAAAGACUAAGAGAAGGAGUGAUCAGCAGCAAUACUCUGAUGUGUGCAGGAAGACUGGAGUGACUGAUCAACAGCUCGAUCAAGAAAUCCCCAACAGUGACAUCUACUGUGUAGCUGAACACAUUGAGGACAUCUACUGUGUAGCUGAACACAUUGAGAUGACACCUGGCCUGCUUGAAAGACUCGAACUCACUACUGCUGAAAAAGCGAUGCUACUCGAAAGAGAAAGUACGAAGGCAAUCAAACAGGAGUGGGUCAUGCAUUGAGAGUGUAGCAAAGAGGAGACACUGCUACACACAUUUGUAGAUUCAUUGCAGAACUGAACAAAACUGAAAUAAUUACUUUAACGUUUUGUUUUAUUGAUGCUGUUUUAUGUGUCUGCUUAUAAUUAUUGUGA
Messenger RNA from Halichondria panicea, 1110 nucleotides. RefSeq lists its product as uncharacterized. Bases 314 to 979 code for a protein of 221 amino acids. NCBI's taxonomy places the organism in Eukaryota, Metazoa, Porifera, Demospongiae, Suberitida, Halichondriidae. The record is from RefSeq and is a predicted model, not a curated record. The transcript is spliced from 8 exons.